AUGCUUUUUCAUAAACUAUUAAGUUGUUACAUAUAUUUUCUGUUCUUAUCUAUCUAUCUAUCUAUCUAUCUCAGUCUGUUCUUAUCUAUCUAUCUAUCUAUGUUCUUAUCUAUCUUAGUCUGUUCUUAUCUAUCUAUGUUCUUAUCUAUCUCUCUCAGUCUGUUCUUAUCUAUCUAUCUAUCUAUGUUCUUAUCUAUCUAUCUGAGUCUGUUAUCUAUCUAUCUAUCUGAGUCUGUUCUUAUCUAUCUAUCUAUCUCAGUCUGUUCUUAUCUAUCUAUCUAUCUAUCUAUCUAUCUCAGUCUGUUCUUAUCUAUCUAUCUAUCUAUCUCAGUCUGUUCUUAUCUAUCUAUCUAUCUAUCUCAGUCUGUUCUUAUCUAUCUAUCUAUCUAUCUCAGUCUGUUCUUAUCUAUCUAUCUAUGUUCUUAUCUAUCUAUCUUAGUCUGUUCUUAUCUAUCUAUCUAUCUAUGUUCUUAUCUAUCUAUCUAUCUAUUCUGUUCUUAUCUAUCUAUCUAUCUAUGUUCUUAUCUAUCUAUCUAUCUAUCUAUCUAUGUUCUUAUCUAUCUAUCUAUCUACCCAUCUGAGUCUGUUCUUAUCUAUCUAUCUAUCUAUGUUCUUAUCUAUCUAUCUAUCUAUCUAUCUAUCUAUGUUCUUAUCUAUCUAUCUAUCUACUGUUCUGAGUCUGUUCUUAUCUAUCUAUCUAUCUAUCUAUCUAUCUACCGUUCUGAGUCUGUUCUUAUCUAUCUAUCUAUCUAUCUAUCUCAGUCUGUUCUUAUCUAUCUAUCUUAUUCUUAUCUAUCUAUCUAUCUAUCUAUCUAUCUAUCUAUCUAUCUAUCUAUCUAUCUAUCUAUCAAUCUAGCAAUCUGUAUCCCCCCUGCAGCUUCCAGCACUCCUACCGCUUUCAGCUCACUCCUGCAGCCUUCAGCUCACUCCAGCAGCUUCCAGCACUCCUGCAGCUUCCAGCUCUCUCCUGCAGCUUCCAGCACUCCUGCAGCCUUCAGCUCACUCCUGCAGCUUCCAGCACUCCUGCAGCCUCCAGCUCACUCCAACAGCUUCCAGCGGCCUCCAGCUCUCUCCUGCAGCUUCCAGCACUCCUGCAGCCUUCAGCUCACUCCUGCAGCUUCCAGCACUCCUGCAGCUUCCAGCACUCCUGCAGCCUCCAGCUCACUCCAACAGCUUCCAGCACUCCUGCAGCCUCCAGCUCACCCCUGCGGCGCUCAGACUGACAACCCGCGACCUAAUCCAGUGCCCACUGACGUCCAGCGCCCGUUAUCGUCCGGACACCGUUCCCGAACAAACGACCUCUGUCGUCUUACCAUCCACCGUUCGCAAAUAAAGACACGAUUUCCAUCGUCUACAACGGACCAUCUGCGUUUGUCAUCCUUCUUUGCUAUUGCCAUCUCCUUGCCUUUGUGUCCCCUAUUUUAG
Acanthosepion pharaonis is the source of this 1425-nucleotide messenger RNA. The record is from the annotation of a GenBank genome assembly. Lineage: Eukaryota; Metazoa; Mollusca; Cephalopoda; Sepiida; Sepiidae.